Messenger RNA from Oncorhynchus gorbuscha (pink salmon), 2911 nucleotides. It is a transcript of the gene ric8a, whose product is annotated as RIC8 guanine nucleotide exchange factor A. Gene Ontology annotation, biological process: G protein-coupled receptor signaling pathway. Gene Ontology annotation, molecular function: guanyl-nucleotide exchange factor activity; G-protein alpha-subunit binding. Gene Ontology annotation, cellular component: plasma membrane; cytoplasm. The record is from RefSeq and is a predicted model, not a curated record. NCBI's taxonomy places the organism in Eukaryota, Metazoa, Chordata, Actinopteri, Salmoniformes, Salmonidae. Bases 308 to 2122 code for a protein of 604 amino acids. The transcript has 12 exons.
CUAGAGUUUAGCUGUAAAUACGUAUUUCUAUAUGAUUUUCUCCGAAUCCAGAACAUCUUCUGUGUAAAUAAUAUCUCCAUAUUAUGCUGUUUACCGAAAUGGAACUACAAAUCCCAGGGUGCUGUGUGGUAAAUUUGCAAUCCUCCGCUAAUCUUAUCAUCGCUGGUUUUUGAGUUCCAGGAUCAGAGCCGAGUGACUAUCACUCAGAGUCAUAUGUGCAUAUAGCUAUCAGUACGGUAGAGCCCUGUACGUGAUAUCCGCGAGGCGCUAAACAUUCGGGUGGACAGGGAACACAACAACAAUUAACAUGGAUUUAAAUGCCAUAAUAGAAAACAUGGAAACGGGUGAUCAAGAUGCCGCAUUGAUGGCACUGCAGACGUACAAUAAAAAGAUGACCCAGUGCUUCACAUUUACCACAGAUGAAGAGGAGCAGAGAGAGGAUGGGAAGUUACAAGAGAGGUUAGGAGAGCUAGUGCUGGGCUUCCUGGAGCGAGACCUCCAACCGUCCUGCCAGCUUGCCUGUCUGGAGACUAUCCGCAUCCUGUCACGUGACAAGAACAACGUGGCACCCUUCAUCACGCACACCGCCAUGCAGACCCUCAGCCGGCACGCUGGCAUCGCAAUCUCCCACGGCAACGUGGACUGCGAGGGCGGCGUGGUCCUCGUCCCUUUCGCUGAGAACCCGGACCUGGAGAUUAUCGUAGAGGCGCUGAAGAGCAUCUGCAACAUCUGCUUGCACAACAAGGUGGCUGUGCAGGUGGGCCAGGAUUUGCAGCUGAUUGUUGGCAUCGCGGAGCGUCUCAAGCAGUGUGGCGAGGACCAGUGGAACCACUACGUAAGGUUCUUUGACCUGCGCCUCAUGUUCCUUCUCACCGCCCAGCGUGUGGCGAUGCGAACCCAGCUGUUGAGGGAGUUGCGGGGGGUCAGUCUGCUGUCCAACCACCUGGAUGCUACAUUGGGGCUGUGUUGGCCUGAUACCUUCGAGGUGGGGCGGGCCGGGGUGGAGGUUGAUCCGGACUCUGAGGAACCGGCUGAACUGCCCCCACUCAGCCGGGAGAAGAUCGAGAGAGCCAUGGAGAUCCUCAAGAUCCUCUUCAAUAUCACCUACGAUGCCAACCGCCGGGAGGUGGACGAGGAGGAGGCAGCGGCGUUCAGACACCUGGGAGCCAUCCUUAGACACUGUCUGAUGAGCAGCGCUGACGCACAGGACGACACAGAGGAGUUUCACAGUCAUUCACUGAACCUACUGGGGAACCUCCCUCUGUCCUGUCUGGAUGUGCUGCUGAUGCCCAAGGUUCAGCAGGGCUCAAUAGAAUACAUGGGGGUCAACAUGGAUGCCGUCAACAUGCUCCUGGAGUACAUGGAGAAGAGGCUAGACAGGGGCAAGAAACUGAAGGAGACCAUGCUCCCCUCUCUUAACCUGCUGACUGAGAGCGCCCGCAUCCACAGGGAGACCAGGAAGUUCCUCAGGAUGAAGGUACUCCCUCCUCUGCGGGACGUGAAGAAUCUACCAGAAGUGGGGAACGCCCUUCGCAACAAGCUUGUUCGCCUGAUGACCAACAUUGACACUGAUGUCAAGAACUGUGCAGCAGAGUUCCUAUUCGUCCUGUGCAAAGAAAGUGUGUCCAGGUUCAUUAAGUACACAGGCUAUGGCAAUGCAGCAGGUCUCCUGGCCGCCCGGGGGCUUCUGCGAGGGGGGGGAAACCCAGGCGUCUACUCUGAGGAUGAGGACAGUGACACAGAAGAGUACCGUGAGGCCAAAUCUCAAAUUAACCCUGUGACAGGCAGAGUGGAGGAUGAGCAGCCCAACCCCAUGGAGGGAAUGACAGAGGAACAGAAGGAGCUGGAGGCCAUGAAGCUGGUCAACAUGUUUGAUAAGCUCUCCAGGUCCAAUAUUAUCCAGCCAAUGAUGCUGGGGAUUGAUGGUUCGAUGACACAGAUGAAUUCUGGCGACCUGCGACGAAUGAGAGACCAGAUACCACAGGGACAACAACUACACCUACAAACACAACUACGUCUAGAACCACAACAACAAGAACAACAACAAGAACAUAAAAAAGAACAACAAGAUCAACAACAACAGCAAGGCUCAGGCAGCGAGGACGAGGGGGAGGUAGAAUGAAUAUAAUGGACUGUCACCUGUUGUGUAACCGUCACAGGCUCUGAAGCUUAUCGGUGCAGGCAGAAUCAUCAUCUGAUGUAAGACAAUGACUGUGUACUAAAAUAGCUACAGUGUUUGAGUAGCAUGUGAAAUGUUAACUACCUUUCUUAAGUAUAUAGUAAUGUUCUGGGUUGUGAUUAACUUCCAUCCGUGUGUUUAGGUAUGUUUUCUGCCUUUUGUAGGUGAAAUACUUUACAUAUCGGACUCCUUUCACAUUAAAUGUUGUUUCAAGACUUUAAUCUUCUUUACGUUCUCAAAAGACAGAAUGAAACUGUGUGAUGAGUUUCCCUUUAUUUGUCCCUGGUUUUGUUUGCGUUGUUCUUAUACUGAGCAAAUUAUAUUAAAGUUAUUUAUAGAAUUAAAUUAUGAAUCCAUUAAUACUGUUUCAGUAGUUGCAUUGUUCUAAAUUAGUGAACAGAGAGCAUCAAAAUGAAGUAUAAUAUUUGAUUAUAUUAUGAGGUGUUUUUCAUGUUAUGUGACCUGAUGUGUUGGGGGAUGGGUGAUCUUGAUAUGGUGUGCCACUAUGCUAUCUCAGUUAUGUGCACAUUUCAGUUCAGAAUGGGAAUGAGAAAACAAUCUGUUGAUUUUAGGUGGUUUCAUGGCAAUUUAAAGGUUUGAUGAAAAUAAUCCACUUAUAUAUUUACCCUAAUUUAUAUUGUAUACCAACUCUAAUGUGAGGUUCAGUAAAAAUGUUUCAAAAACAUUCUCUUGAAUUGGCAUCUUUUAUAAAUAAAUAUUAUUGGCAUUUUA